AUGACAAAUUUUUUUAAAUUUAAAAAAUCUAAAGAAGAGAAUUUGUCACAACCAAAAUUGGUAACGAAAGCUAUAAUUUCAUCAGAUUAUAUAAAAAAAUUACCAAAAUAUGAAGAUAAAAGAACUAUAAUUUAUUAUUGGGGAAAAAGGGUUAUAAAUGAAAAUGAUGACACUCCUGAAUAUUUACCUACAAUAUAUACUGAACUUAGUCAUGUAAAAAUAAAAGAGAUAAGUUGCAAUAAAACUUGUGCUUUAUUUUUAAGUAAUACAGGGAAUAUGUAUUCAUUUGGUAAAGGAUUACACGGAGAGUUAGGGCAAGGUAAUUUAAUUGUUUAUAAUAUACAACCUUCAUUAAUUGAAUCAGUAAAUAAUAUAAAACAAAUAGCUUGCGGUUAUAAUCAUUCUCUUUGUUUAUCAAAUGACAAUAUUCUUUACGCUUGGGGUCAUGGAAAUUACAAUGGAUUAAAAUGUAAUUUUGAUAGAUUUGUACCAACAGUAUUAAAUAUAAUAGAUUAUGGGGAUGUUAUUGAAACAACGUUAAAUGUGUUAUCUCAUUUAAUAACAGAUUACGAAAAUCGUGACAAAAAAAAAAAAGUAUGCACGCAAAUAUUUGCAAAAUAUAAUCAAAGUAUAGCUGUGUGCGAUAAUAAUAGAUCUCUAUACAUAUGGGGAGAAACAUAUAAUAAUUAUUUGAAGUAUGUACCUACAUUUUUUUACAAGUUUGAAUCAAAUAAAAUAAAACAAAUAGCAAUGGGAAAAAAUUUUGCCAUUUUAUUAUUAAUUAAUGGAGAAUUAUACGGAUGGGGUGAUGGAACAUAUGGAGAAUUAUGUAAAAGUUCAUUUGAUGAUGAGGGUGGAUGUUAUUUUAUUUAUCCAGAACCAUUAAUAUUAAGAGAUGCUAAUAACAAAAAAUUACCAAAAGUUAAUAAGGUAAGUGCAGGAGCAAGGCAUGUUUUGUUAAUAACUGAAGAUGAACAUGUUUGGUCAUUUGGAGAUAAAAUUUCAGGACAAUGUGGAAUUUCUGGUUUUCAAAACAUAGUUACUACACCAAAAUUCGUUGAAUUACAUGAGAAUAAUCAAAAGGCUAAAAAAAUAUUUUGUGGAGAAAGGCAUUCUGCGUGCAUAAAUAAAUUUAAUCAAUUGUACAUGUGGGGUCAUUCUGCACACCAUAAAUUAAUAUUUACAGCUAGUUCAGAUUUUUUAUUAAAUCAAAAUAUUCAGCCAGGUAUUUCUAUUCAAUCUGGAUUAAAGCAAAAAUUUAACAAAGCUACGUUAAUUUACUCAAUGUUACAUCAAAAGGUCACUAAUGCAUAUUUGGGUGAUGAUUUUACAAUUAUAGUUGUUGGUGGAGAAACUUGUGAGAAACAUAGACAAUGUGAUCAAUGUUCUGAUAAAACCUUUUACUCUGUUCAAGAGGAAAGUGCAUAUAUUUCAACAUAA
Plasmodium gallinaceum is the source of this 1440-nucleotide messenger RNA. RefSeq names its product regulator of chromosome condensation, putative. The coding region runs from base 1 to 1440 and encodes 479 amino acids. NCBI's taxonomy places the organism in Eukaryota, Apicomplexa, Aconoidasida, Haemosporida, Plasmodiidae. The transcript has a single exon. The record is from RefSeq and is a predicted model, not a curated record.